Messenger RNA from Amyelois transitella, 673 nucleotides. RefSeq lists its product as uncharacterized. The record is from RefSeq and is a predicted model, not a curated record. The coding region runs from base 36 to 374 and encodes 112 amino acids. The transcript has a single exon. Lineage: Eukaryota; Metazoa; Arthropoda; Insecta; Lepidoptera; Pyralidae.
ACGAACAGACAUACGUGCGUUAUAUUAAAAUCAUCAUGACCGGUUACGGCUGCCUACUCGCCAUGUGUUUAAUACAUGUUAUCAGUAUUGAGGGUUACGCCAUUAAGCCACUACGAUUAGCAAUACCACCAGAAGGAAUCUCGUUUGAAAUUAAUUUCAAAUCGGAUAACUAUAAGAGUGAGGUAAUACAAAUUUCUUCUUUAAUAGACAUGGAAGCUCCAGUUCCUGCAGCCCCUGGUCGACAAUCACAUCCAAAGACUUCAGCACAUCACCCGAAGAUUGAAUCAAGUAUUGAAAACCGCCACGGAUUAAGAGUGGGAACAUGCCCCACAGGCUAUGUGAAAAGUGGAGGAUUUUGUUUCCCGGAUUAUUAGACGAAAUAUUUUUGAAGAUAUUAAGUUGUGUGUCAUGUUUGUAAUUGUGUGUUUAUUUAUUUCAAUCGUUGUGAAGUGUAUAAAUGGUAGGAAUUCUCGUUAAAAAAGAUAAAAGAUUUUCAGUGUUGAAGGUCAUAAGUACCCGAAACCGACGAGCUUGCAUGAAGAGAGUUAUGUGGAUGAAGCGAAAGCAGUACUUACGCAGGGAACGUGUCAAAUGGAAAGAUGUGGUCUCUGUCUACAUCCCCGGGCAAGAGGCGUGAUUUAUGUACAAGUGUAUAUUAUUAAGUUAAAGAGGC